Messenger RNA from Homarus americanus (American lobster), 6028 nucleotides. RefSeq names its product eyes absent homolog 4-like (gene eya). Lineage: Eukaryota; Metazoa; Arthropoda; Malacostraca; Decapoda; Nephropidae. The record is from RefSeq and is a predicted model, not a curated record. The transcript has 13 exons. Gene Ontology annotation, cellular component: nucleus. Gene Ontology annotation, biological process: positive regulation of DNA repair; multicellular organism development; negative regulation of extrinsic apoptotic signaling pathway in absence of ligand. Bases 164 to 1903 code for a protein of 579 amino acids. Gene Ontology annotation, molecular function: protein tyrosine phosphatase activity.
GCCCCUCUCCUUCCCCAGGUGUGAGGUACCACCAGUAUCGUCUCCAGCGAGUCACAGUGACAGCGGCUGUGCCUCUCCUUCUGAAGGAUCCGGCGGAGGCGCUGGCGGAGGUGGUGGAGGUGAGGUGUUGGCGCCCCUGGUGACCCUUGGCCGGGGGGUGUCUAUGGGCACGGGGUCGGUAUCCACGUCCCCCGCCACGUCGUCUGUGUCCCCCAGCUACCACCCCAGCACCAGCACCAGCAGUAACACUACCGCAGGGGCGCCCCCACCCCAGCCCCCACAGGCUCUAGACCCAGCCUGGCUCACAACCCCCUCGCUUACACACAACAACAACACCCUGCAUGAGGUGAAGGGGAACCCAGCAAUAGCGCACGACGGACGUGUUCGAGGCGCUCCCUCCUACACCCCAGCAGCGACUAGAGCACGACCUCUCGCUUCCACCUGCAGCUUUUACUCCAGUGAGUUCUCCUUUGUGCCUAUCAGUACGACACGAGGUCUUAACCAGAGUAGUAAGGGUACCCUAGGCUCCAGUGCCCUAGGUUCCUCAUGUCUAGGCUCCACGGGGUCCUUGGGUACGGCGAGCUCCCUAGGAUCAGCUACGGCCUCGUAUUUGGCGCCCUACGGAUCCUUCGGCAGUAGUAGUGGGACUCAAGCGUGUCAGAACCCGUACUAUGGCACCUCAUACAACGCCUCCUUCGCCACCGGCAACACACAGAACUACACCUCCACACAACAGCAGGGACUGGACUCAGCUUACUACUCAGCGGCGGCGUACGCGGGUCAGGCGGCCGCGGCAGGCAGUUACUACUAUGGCCAGGGUUACGCGGGAUACAUGGGCUCCUCUAGCGCUUCCUCCACCUCCUCCGCCGCCGCUGCCGCUGCCUCCAAUGGCCUCUCCUCUGGCCUCCCGACGGCGGCACCGACCACGCCCACCGCCACCACCUACCAGCUCACAUUACCCCUGGAGAAUACGACAGGCUUUCAGGGUGUUGACAGCCCUUCGUCCCCGAUGAAAGACACAGCGUCAAGGUCGAGGAACGGUCGGGCGCGUCGCAGUAACCCGUCACCCGAUCCGGAGAACAAGGUGGAACGAGUGUACAUCUGGGACCUUGACGAGACCAUUAUUAUCUUCCACUCUCUCCUGACGGGGACCUACGCCAGAACCUUCGGCAAGGACACAGCUAAUGCCGUCCAGCUAGGCUACCACAUGGAGAAGUUGAUCUUUGACUUGGCAGAUACACAUUUCUUCUUCAACGAUUUGGAAGAGUGUGACCAGGUCCAUAUAGACGACGUAUCAUCUGACGACAAUGGACAAGACCUAAGCAAUUACAACUUCGCAACGGACGGCUUCAGCGCAGCCAACAGUAACGCCUCCUUAUGCUUGGGUACAGGAGUUCGAGGGGGUGUUGACUGGAUGAGGAAGCUUGCUUUCAGGUACCGGAAGAUCAAGGAAUUAUUCAACAGCUGCAGAAACAAUUCUGGUAGUUUGUUGGAUCCAGAAAACAGGGAAAAAUGGCAUCGAGUCCGCCAGGAUAUUGAGACGUUGACUGAUAGUUGGCUGACUGAAUCCAUGAAGUGUUUGCAGCUUAUUGCCUCCAGACCCAACUGUGUUAACGUCCUAGUUACCACCACGCAGCUUGUGCCGGCACUAGCCAAGGUCUUACUAUAUGGUCUAGGGUCGGUCUUCCCUAUAGAGAAUAUCUAUUCGGCAACUAAAGUUGGAAAAGAGAGUUGUUUUGAACGAAUUGCUUCACGAUUUGGACGGAAGCCGGUGUAUGUUGUUGUGGGCGAUGGAAGAGAUGAGGAGAUGGCUGCCAAGCAACUUGAUUUCCCAUUUUGGAGGAUCCAAACUCAUCACGAUUUUGUUAACCUGUACAAGGCUUUAAGUAUUUGCGGCCUUUGAGUACACCUGGAUGGUCAUCACAUCAUCUCAACUGUAAUAAGAACCUUCUUUCUCUUCUUCCCAAUAAAUGAUCUUCAGCAACUCACAGUAGCCCUCAACUAUCUCUGUAAUAUCAAAUAACAGUUUUCAGCAAGUUCAAACUAUUUUCAGCACUAUUCUUAAGACAUUUUUGUAACCCUCUAGAUUCUUACUCUGUAGACUUAUCAGUAUAUUUAGAUAUCAGAGUAUCACCAGAAUACUCCCUUUAGAACAACCAGUCAUCUCUACUAGUUUGAUUACAUGGUUACCUGUCCAUGAAUUUUAAAGUUUUCUCACUAUGUACUAUAACCUAACAUUAUAAUAACCUUAUGCUCACAUACAGUAAUUAAUUUUACACCAGUAACCUCUUCAUAAACUUGAUCUACAUGCCAGAUAUCCCUUAAAUUCUCAUGAACUUCUUAAGAUGUCCAGAAUUUCAGUACAGGGUACAGUAUUGCUAUAAUCCAUAAUUCAGUAUUGGUAUGAAAUUGGUCUGCAACAUUUUCUCGUCAGAAGGAGAAGUGAGACUCGAAGAUUCUCGGCAAGUGUUAAUAACGUUGAGCAAAUAGUCGGCAACAUAUGACCUAAGCUGUUGCGUCAUCAUGGCUGUAAUUACCACAAUCAAUCAAUCAAUCGAGCAAAUAGUGAUAAAGUAAUCCACAUGAGAGAGUUAAAGAAGAAGGACCUUCGCUUACUCUCGGUUAUGUUGGAAUAUAAUGCCGAGGAGGACCACAUCUCAUUUAAAUGAAAUGUAAAAAAUGUCAGUUUUGACACUGCAACAGUGCUUUUUGUGUGAAGCAGAGAGAUGCUUUGAAAAUGCAUCAGUCAUACUCUGAAGUUUUGAAACUGUAUGUUGAAAAUAUACAUGUGAACUAUACUGUGGAUCUGGUGACAUUCAAGAAUCACAUUCAGUAUGUACAGUAUACUGCUGUUGUGUAUGUAUUAAUGCUGCAGAUACAUGAGCAGAAAUCAUUGAUGAUGCUUUUGAUUCUGAUUGUAAUACUCAAAAUCAAUUUCAAAUGAAUAUGCAUUAGAUAAAAUUGAAAACCACAAGAAACCUGUUGUGUAGUAGACAUGUAUGUUUGCUCUAAACAUUCCCAAAAUACAUAUUCACAAGGUAUAUAUAUUUCUCAUUAUGCUAAUACAUCGUCUGUGUAUGAAAAUUACAGGCACAGUGGAGUGUACACCUGUAUAUUGUACAAUAUGUGGGAUUAUGGUUGGACAGUGUAAAACAAAGCCUCAUAUUGCCCUCUGCCAGAACUGUUGGAUUGUAGACUGUACAGGAGCUCAGUCGUGUCCAGGAGCAUAUUUAUGAAAACUUGCGGUUCCAUACAGUUGAAGAAUUUUUCUGUUCUAGAGCAUUUGGCAUCAGAAACUGGAUCUAGUGUCUUCAUUUACGGCUUGUUUCUGUAGUAUUACUUCGACCCCCACACUACGGUGGCACCAGGGCAUGCCUCUUGAAGUUCUUUAUGUUGUAGUGCUGUUGUUGAACACUGUUUUGUAUAUAUCUGCCUCUCCUACUCAUUCAGAAUAAGUCAGUUUGCCGGGCCUAAUAUGAUACGUUGAGCCGUAGAGGUAAACUUAGAGAAAGAAAGCCUUUUAGGUAGUGAUAUCCUGCUUUUGAAACAGUCCAGUUAAGUGGCAUAAUAAGUAAGCAACGUUCCAUUUAUAUAACCAGAUGAAAUAUCCCUCAAAGUAGUAAUGUUUGUACAAAAUGUAAAGCAUUAGAUGAUUGUCCUAAUUUGCUUUGUACCUUAAUAUUUGUAGUGACUGUAGCCUAGAAAAAAGUUCUGGAAUAUAUUAGUACUGGCCACAAACCCUUCGAGCUCAGUGUUUCUGUCAUCUUAUGCUGGAAAUUACUCUCACCUCGAAAAUAUACAAGGAUUAAUCAACUACUGGGCCUUUCAUAUAUCCCAGUUUUCAUUUAAGAUAUUGUGAUGAUGCUGUUAAUUUUUAUACAUGCUUCAAACACAGUGGCUGGCAGACAUUAUCAUUUAUUGGUAUUUUUUUUUGUUUUUACAAGUUAUUAAGCUCAUAGUUGAUUAUUUUCCUUGAGUCUAUAGGUAUGGUGGUACAGUAUAUUACAAGGAGCAUCUGUUACCUUAUGAAUAAUAUCAACUGGAAUAAUUUAACUGUAUAUUUGGCUCCUGUGUAUGCAUACAAUUAUGUUACAAUUACCGGUACUUUAUUUAUUGCCAAAUUUUUCAACAAACCAACCAUUUACUAAAAUUACACUGUACAAUAUUCUCUUCUGUAUUGAUUCAUGCAUAAUGGAAUACUGAGUCCCACAUCAAAUAGUUGAUUGAUGUAGACAUGAAAACAGAUGACAUCAGCAAUAAAGUCAUGCUCCUCACCAGCACUAUGUUGGUAAGUUUCACUAAGUUACUACAGUACCAUUUUCUGUACUGUUGGUCUCAGUGCUGUUUCUUCCAGUAUAGUCCAUAAUUAGCAACACUGUAGAAUUUAUUGAUACACUCCAGACACAUUUGUUUUAGUAAUCUUCAAAUUAUUACUUUGUAUCUUUUGUCAUCCCAUAAAACAAUUCUCAUGUUGUUUUUAUUUUCUCACGAGAGUAUUUGAUAUUCUUUGAUGCUUUCCCAUUAAGCAAAUUACAGUACAGGCAGUGUUCUAUUUUCCAUAAUGAUUGUCUUUCAUAUGUACAUCCAUUGUUUUGUUAUGCUGUCUCUUGGUCUUUGGUUUAUAAAAGCUGUUGUAGAAUGGGAGACGAGAUCUGUGAAUGUGAGUCGGGUAUUUUACGUUAAUUUACUUCCGUGCAAAAUAUACUGGAAUUUAGAAUAAAAAAAAUAAUCUCGGAUUUCAGUGAUUUAUGUUCAUGGCACAAGGUAGUGAAAUUAAAAUAAAAUACGGUAUACCUGUACAGUAUUAUGGUUUGGUGUUGAUUUUGGAUUGAUACAUAAAACGUUUCAUUAUUGAUAAACUAUGAAAUACACUUGAUGGAAAACCGUAAGUGUCAAGAGCAUUUGUUUGUUUGGCUCAAUCACAGAUAACGUUUCAAAUACUGUAUGUAUUUCAGUGAAAGAUAUACUGUAGUUUACAAUUGUUGAUAUUCUUACAUAACAUCACCAGAUGAAAUCAGUAAAAAUGACACCACUUGAGUGCAGUGGAAGGGUUUCAUAGUUAUUAUGAAUCCUAUUUUAUUUUUAUUUUUUAAAAUACAUCACUUGAGCAUUUGCUGAAGAUUAACAACUCAGUUUAGACACAUCCAUGGGAAUUGCAUCUCAUAUUUUAUUAAUGUAUCAUAGUUGAUUCCAAUGAUAUUUUUGCUGAUGAAUAAUAUAUAUACAAUAAUAUCUCCAUUAGCCAGAAUCCCUCAAACCCGGAACUCUCCGAUAGCCAGACUUGAAAUUUUCUCGGAAAAUUGUUCCCAAAGUCAAAAUUUUCCGGAAAAUUACGGCUUUGGGAAUGAUUUUUCGAGGGGCUCAUUUUCUGGAAACUUCCGUGAAAAUUUUCCCAGUACCCGGAAAAUUCUGGGAAUGGAUUUUUUCCAAUGUUUGAGAUAUGAAAAUCGAGCACAUUUUCCAGAAAUUCAGAGAAAACCGGAAAAUUCCGGGGACGGGGGAUAUUGAUCCGUGUUCGAGAAAUGAUGCAAUGGGCAAUUUCUGGUACAGUACUUCCAAGAACAUUUUUACGUUACCUGAAGGAGCUCUGCACCAAUUGUUCCUGCAAACGGAGAUAUCACUUUAUAUAUACUGUACUGUACUGUGUCGGCAGCAAAAGGCACUAAUUAAAAAAGUGGUUGAAUAUAUUCAUUACUUUAUGCAUUUUUUUUUUAAUAUCCAUAAUAGAUAUAUUAAAAUUUUCUGCAAUUAGUAAAUGACAUUUACAGUAAUCAGUUAUUUUAUUUUUUAAAAGUAGGUAGUGGGUAGACUGCCUGUGUGAAAAUUGUCAAGGUCACAAAAUUACAACUUGCACUAUAGGACACAAAUGUGAAUAUAAGCACAACUCAAGAGUACGAAUGUUCGGUUUAGUUGUAUGAAUUACAGGCAACACUUCCUGUUCAUCUGACUUUUGUCUGGACUUCCUUCAAUAUUUGUAAUUCUUAAUGUAUGGUUACAAAUAUGUGAGUAAUAAAUUACUAUACUUUUA